Messenger RNA from Sycon ciliatum, 1272 nucleotides. RefSeq names its product DNA-directed RNA polymerase I subunit RPA12-like. The transcript is spliced from 4 exons. The record is from RefSeq and is a predicted model, not a curated record. Gene Ontology annotation, molecular function: zinc ion binding; nucleic acid binding. Gene Ontology annotation, cellular component: RNA polymerase I complex. Gene Ontology annotation, biological process: DNA-templated transcription; termination of RNA polymerase I transcription. Bases 94 to 459 code for a protein of 121 amino acids. NCBI's taxonomy places the organism in Eukaryota, Metazoa, Porifera, Calcarea, Leucosolenida, Sycettidae.
AACAAAAGCUAUCACAGGAUUGGAGCUCACUUCAGCUUUCGAAAACAUCUCUGGCCACUUUUUGAUUGUUUUACUAUAGAGACAGCAGAGAUCAUGGCGUAUGGAGGUGCCCUGUUUGGCUGUGAUGUAGGUUUUUGCUCUGAAUGCGGAUCGCUGCUGCCUGAGCCCAUACAGGGCAAGCUUGUCACUUGUCGUCUUUGUGCCCAUAGCAUGCAGGCGAAAAAAUACGAACAACAAGAAGAGUACUCAUCUGUUGUGUUCAACAAGUAUGAGCGCAAGGACAACCAGAAGAAAGUGGAUAUCAAAAAAGCUGAUGGACCAUUGGUUGAUCGCAAGUGCUCGGCAUGUGGGCACGAGGGUAUGACGUACUACACGCAGCAGACUCGCUCAGCUGACGAAGGACAAACCGUGUUCUACUGCUGUCCGCACUGCAGGGCGCAAGAAAAGGAGGACUCUUAGUGAGCAGCUUUGCUAACGGAUGUGUUCUUGUCUCACCAACGUGAGCCAUUGUACUAGUGUUCGGCUCUUUAAAGACUAGUGGCAGCUGUGGAACGGAAGAUCGUCUAUGCCAUCCAGAAUUCAUCAAACAAGGAACGUCAAUAAGCAGUGUUCGCUACAUUGCCUUGUUUUAUUGUCAGAUCUCAAGCGUUUGUCCGACAUGCACCUCUGACAACAUGGAACAUAUGGAAAGUGAGCGUUCCUGCUACCCAAGUGUGGCAUGCGCCGAGCCGUUCUUUCACGAAGUACAACAUGCAAUCGUCCGGCAGACCUCCUCCAUUCGCUACACUUCAGUCGACAGGAGCAGUCCCCUCAUGCUGUGUGGGCAAGCGUGACGGGGUGUGUGCGCUCACAGUGUCAUUUCCUGCUCUGGUCGUGGUGCGACAUUCUCUAACGUAAGCAGCUCAAGACCGGGCAUGCUGUCUUGCCGCACAGCACGCCGUACCCUCAACCAUGUGUCGACUGUGUGCUCGUAAUUGCGAAUCACUACAUAAUAUGGACUGUGUGCUCUCGAUGGUUCCUCGCUCGAUUACAGAUCGCAACUGCUUUUCACUGAUUAACUAACCCGAAGUUGAUAGCCCCCUCUUUUCUUCUCUUAUUUCGUCACCAAGCUUACGCAGUACUUGUGUUCUUCGAGCAGAGUUGAUAAAUAUCAUGAAGAAGAUAAUCAAAGCAAAACUACUAAUAAUUAUUAUGUUGUGCCACCUGGUGUGGUGGCACUCAAGUAACAGAGCAAUGCAAGUUGCGAUGGAAAAGAGAGAAGAAACUACGGUA